AUAAUUUUGGUUAUGUGUUGGGUGAAUUUGGCGGGAUUUGUUGUUUAAUUUGUAGCGUUAGAUAUGUUCAUUACUGAGCGAUAAAUAUAAAUUGUUACACUAACGAGUUUUUUUAACAAACGUGUAUAUAUUGCAACGAAAACAGUGUAGCAACAAAAACCAUGUCUUCAGAACCAUCACCACCACCGAUGUCUGCUAGAGAUGCCCGAUCUGCAAUGACAUCACCUGUACAAGAUUUUGAACCAUUUGAAGAUGAAGCAGAUAUACUUGGGGACAUGUCACAAGCAGAUGAUGCUAUGCAAGAAGAGGAAGAGGGCGAAGAACUUUUUGGGGACAAUAUGGAAGCUGAUUAUCGCCACAUUCCGGAGUUAGAUACAUAUGAUAUUGAUAAUUUAGAUACAGAAGAAUAUGAUGAGUUAUCUCCAACUGCACGGUUGGCUGCUGAAAGAGAACUACAACGUAGAGACAGAGAGAGAGGCAUUAUAAGAAGAGAUGAUAGAGAACUGUUUUAUGAUAAAACUGAUGAAGAAGACCCUAAGAAAAAACGCCGCUUGGCGGAAAAAGCCGCUGUAGGGGAAAUUGAAGAUGCUGAAAUGAUAGAGUCAAUUGAAAAUUUGGAGGAUACAAAAGGUUACAGCAUUAAAGAGUGGGUCACGAUGAUGGGUCCUCGUACUGAAAUAGCAAAUCGUUUUAAGAACUUUUUACGAACAUUUGCAAAUUCAAAAGGCCAGUAUGUUUAUAAAGAAAGAAUUCGGCGAAUGUGUGAGAAUAACCAGAGUAGUUUUGUGGUGGAAUUUCCUACAUUGGCAAAUCAGGAACAAGUUUUGGCCUAUUUCUUACCUGAAGCACCUUUUCAAAUGCUGGAAAUAUUUGAUGAAGUUGCAAAGGAGACUGUUUUGUCCAUAUUUCCUAGUUAUGAAAGAGUAACUAAUGAAAUUCAUGUUCGAAUAGCUGAUCUUCCUCUUAUUGAAGAGCUAAGAACUUUUAGAAAGCUACAUGUAAAUCAGCUGGUGAGGACAUUGGGUGUAGUAACGGCAACAACUGGUGUUAUGCCGCAACUGUCUAUUGUAAAGUAUGACUGUAGUAAAUGUGGUUUCAUUCUGGGUCCUUUUGUACAAUCACAAUACAAUGAAGUACAACCAGGAGCCUGUCCUGAGUGUCAGAGUACCGGACCUUUUAUGAUUAAUAUGGAACAAACCCUUUAUCGAAAUUAUCAGAGAAUAACGUUGCAAGAGUCUCCUGGUCGUAUUCCUGCUGGCAGAGUACCACGUUCAAAAGACUGUAUCCUUUUGGCAGAUCUUUGUGAUCGUUGUAAGCCAGGGGAUGAGGUAGACGUUACAGGAGUUUACACAAACAAUUAUGAUGGUUCAUUGAACACUGAAAACGGGUUUCCAGUCUUUUCUACAGUCAUAUUCGCUAAUCAUCUUGUCGUGAAGGAUUGUAAACAGAUUGUACAAAGUUUAACCGAUGAUGAUAUUAAUGUUAUCAUGAAAAUGAGCAAAGACAGGCGGAUUGUCGAUCGAAUCAUUGCUUCAAUCGCUCCUUCAAUUUAUGGGCAUGAAUAUAUUAAGAGAGGUUUGGCUAUGGCCUUAUUUGGGGGAGAAUCAAAGAAUCCUGGCCAAAAGCAUAAAGUUAGGGGGGAUAUUAAUGUUUUGGUCUGCGGCGAUCCGGGUACGGCAAAAUCGCAAUUUUUGAAAUUUGUAGAGAAAAUUGCCCCGAGGGCUGUCUUCACUACCGGGCAGGGCGCUAGUGCUGUAGGUUUAACCGCGUACGUCCGCAGGAACCCCUCAAAUAGAGAAUGGACUCUAGAAGCAGGUGCUCUCGUUUUGGCUGAUCAAGGAGUUUGUCUUAUUGACGAAUUUGAUAAAAUGAAUGAUCAAGAUCGUACCUCUAUUCAUGAAGCAAUGGAACAGCAAUCGAUUUCUAUUUCUAAAGCAGGCAUUGUGACUAGUUUGCAAGCUAGGUGUUCUGUAAUAGCAGCCGCUAAUCCCAUUGGGGGUCGAUACGACGCCAGUAUGACCUUUGCCGAAAAUGUUAACUUAUCUGAUCCCAUACUUUCUCGUUUUGAUAUAUUAUGCGUUGUUAGAGACGAGGUUGAUCCUAUUCAAGAUCAACAUUUAGCAGAGUUUGUGGUGUCAUCACAUAUUCGUCAUCAUCCGUCAAAGAAAGGCGAAGGUUUGACAUCAACAGAAGUAACAAAUGAACUGGCUAUUCCACAAGAGAUGCUUAAGAAAUAUAUAGUAUAUGCCAGAGAAAACGUCCAUCCAAAACUUCAAAAUAUAGAUCAAGACAAAGUGGCAAAAAUAUACAGUCAGUUGCGACAAGAAUCAUUAGCUACAGGAAGUUUACCUAUUACUGUAAGACACAUAGAAAGUAUUAUAAGAAUGGCUGAAGCUCAUGCCAAAAUGCAUUUACGUGAUUAUGUUCAAGAAGAUGAUGUUAAUAUGGCUGUUCGUAUGAUGCUUGAGAGUUUCAUUGAUACACAAAAAUAUAGUGUUAUGAAGUCUAUGAGACAGGUAUUUCAAAGAUAUCUUCUCUUCAAAAAGGACCAUAGUGAAUUGUUGUUCUAUAUCUUAAGGCAACUUACUCAAGAUCAGCUGGCAUUUAUGAGAGGUACAAGUAAUUGUAAUACUUCAAACAUUGAAAUUGAUGAAAAAGAUCUUCUGGAUAAGGCUAAGCAGUUGGACAUAUUUGAUUUGAAACCUUUCUACCAAAGUAAAAUAUUUGAAUCAAACAAUUUUAUUUACGAUCCCCGACGAAAAGUAAUCAUUCACACUCUUCCUGAUACUCAAAUAUCUGAAGACUAAAAUAAUGCCUUUAAUUUUAAUACUAUUUUAAUUUUUUUGUAUUCUCAAAUACCUAUUGUUACUGUACAUUUAUGAUUGUCUCAGUAAAGAAAAAUAGAAUUAAA
Molecule: messenger RNA, 2911 nt
Organism: Agrilus planipennis (emerald ash borer)
Lineage: Eukaryota; Metazoa; Arthropoda; Insecta; Coleoptera; Buprestidae
Gene: Mcm2
Product: DNA replication licensing factor Mcm2
Exons: 13
Coding region: 162-2807 (881 amino acids)
Biological process (GO): DNA replication; mitotic DNA replication initiation; double-strand break repair via break-induced replication
Cellular component (GO): nucleus; MCM complex
Molecular function (GO): single-stranded DNA binding; single-stranded DNA helicase activity; ATP binding
Source: RefSeq, a predicted model, not a curated record